CUAAAUCUACUUAAUGGAUGGUUCAAAAUCAGAUGCAAAGAAAUAAACUACGGAUUCCAAAUUUGGGAAAUAGAUAUCUCAACCCAACCAAAUCACCCUCACCCUGCUCCCACUGCACUGCCGCUCCCCACCCAACACCACCUUUGCGCUUCUCCACUGCUCCGACCACCCCCCAGGAUUGAUGCGGACGCGAGUUCAGAGGGUUGAGACAAACAAUAACAAGCAAUGCUGUCUCCAAUGGGAUUGAGAAGACCCCCAAAGCCCAAAUCUGGGCCCAGUUCCCCCAUCAUCUUCCUCGCCAUCUGCAUAGCCGCAAUUGCUCUCGUCUUCCUCUAUUCCUAUCUCAGUUCCACCAAUGCCUUCUCUUCUUCCUCCCUCAAAACCCUACAGACUGUCCCCAAUUUGAUCAACCACAGCCACGAGAAGUACCUCUACUGGGGUACCCGAAUCGACUGCCCCGGCAAGCACUGCCAGUCCUGUGAGGGCCUCGCCCACCAAGAGUCCAGCCUCCGCUGUGCUCUUGAAGAAGCCAUCUUCCUCCGCAGGACUUUUGUAAUGCCUUCCAGAAUGUGCAUCAAUCCAAUACACAAUAAGAAAGGGAUCUUUCAUCACUCGGAUAAUGCAAGUUCAGAAGAAAAUUGGGAUGCAAACUCUUGUUCCAUGGACUCUUUGUAUGAUAUGGACUUCAUAUCGAAGACUGUACCAGUAAUUUUAGACGAUUCAAAAAUGUGGUAUCAGGUGCUAACAACAAGCAUGAAGUUGGGAGAUAGAGGAGUUUCUCAUGUGGAACGAGUUAGUCGUGUUGAUCUCAAAAACAGUAGUUUCUCAAAUCUUUUGCUGAUAAACAGAACAGCAAGCCCUCUUUCAUGGUUUGCCGAGUGCAAGAAUCGAAACAACCAUAGUGCUUUAAUUUUGCCCUACUCCUUUCUCCCCUCGAGGGCAGCAAAGAAACUGAGGAAUGCAGCUGAGAAGAUUAAGGCAAUCCUUGGUGAUUAUGAUGCCAUUCAUGUUCGUCGUGGAGAUAGACUUAAGACCAGGAGGGACAGGAAUGGUGUUGAGAGGACCCUUUCACCUCAUCUGGACAGGGACACACGCCCUGAGUUUAUUCUCCGCAGAAUUAAAAAAUGGGUCCCACCUGGACGAACUCUUUACAUUGCUUCAAAUGAAAGGACACCAGGAUUCUUUUCACCUCUCUCAGUCAGAUACAAAUUGGCAUACUCAUCAAAUUAUAGCCACAUGUUGGAACCCUUGAUUGAGAAUAACUACCAAUUGUUCAUGAUUGAAAGGCUUAUCUGGAUGGGUGCUAAAACAUUCAUUAGCACAUUCAAAGAAGAUGAUACAGAUCUCCAUCUUACGGACGACCCCAAGAAGAACACCAAGAACUGGCAAAUACCAGUCUACACCAUGGAUGAAGAGGGAAGCUGAAAAUUUUGCUUAUGCAAUAGGUCCCAACGCACUUUUUAAUGGCAGUGCUCACUCUAGUUGUGCAAUACCAGCUGAGCUUCACAUGGCUUGCCACACAAGCUUCCUGUUGAAAUCAAUAUGGUGGGGGAAGAUUGCAGGCUCAAAAUAUUAUUGUCCUUACAAUCCAAUUCUAUCCCCUGUUUAUCUGUAUUUUGGAGGGGGCAACUCAGAGAAGCGUUGUAUAUGCUCUUGAUUUCCUGUGAUGUAAAUGAGGUAGCGAUCUCCGACUGUUCUUUACUGAACAUCUCCAAACUCCAGACAUUUUUGCACUAACUUGGACUUUAUACUAUAUGGUACAAAGAGAGCCUAGAGAGCUAGGCAUAGAUGCUCAAGUUUAUUUGUUUAUUAUUAUUUUUUUUUCUGGGGAUCUUUAUAGAUACCUCAUUUGUGUUUUGUGUAAUAUUGGAUCUUUGAUCCCGAUUUACAAAGGAAAA
Molecule: messenger RNA, 1898 nt
Organism: Rosa chinensis
Lineage: Eukaryota; Viridiplantae; Streptophyta; Magnoliopsida; Rosales; Rosaceae
Exons: 6
Coding region: 226-1425 (399 amino acids)
Cellular component (GO): Golgi apparatus
Source: RefSeq, a predicted model, not a curated record